GUAUUUUAAAUCUGUAAACAUCUACUAAAACAUGCAAUUUUGCCAAUCUUUUUGUGACAAGUGUACAAAACGUUCAGAUUUGUUUGUAGUCUUAAUUUUUUUUUCAAAUCAAUAAAAGUUAAAAAUGUUUUUUGAAAAACUGAAGUAUGCUAGUGUUAAUAAAGGGAUCCUUGCAGAGAUUCUCAAAAAAAAAAAAAAAAGUCAUUGUUAUAUGUACAGAAUCAAUUAAGUAUUUGUUCAUUAAUUCAGUUUUAAAUGUGGUGAAAGUUGGUUUUGUUUUUGUCUUUUUAUCGCAAUGGCCAAUAUGCAAAUUUAAAAAUACUAAAUUGUAAACAAUUUUUAUCUGAGCAAAAUCUACGCAAAUAUUUUUUAACAUGUUUGUUAUUUCGCCAUCGGUUUGCCAUGUAUUUAUCCAUACUUGCAAUUAAGUGUUUACAUAACUCUAGCAAAAAAAGCUGCACCCCAGUAAUCCUUGAAGGUAUAGGGGUUGUUUUAUUAUCGCGAGUAAAAUGUUUUUCUGUUGCUUUUUACAACAAAGAUUCGUUUUUUGGUCUACUUUUUCUUUCUUUUAUAUUUAUAUUUAGCUGUAUAAUCUUUGAAGGGACACAACAUAAUGCUGUUCGCAGGUUAUUCUAAACGUUUUUACAAAGUGCUCAGAUAUGAGCUUACAUUUUCAUGUCUUACAAGAGAAAACAAAUUUAAACAAAACUAUUACCUUUCAGCAGCACUAAUAAAAGUGAAUGGUUGUUUAUCAUCUAGAUUAUAAAUGAUUUAUGUAAAGCGCUUUGAGCAACGCCUUUUGGAAUAAUAAUAAUUAUUAUUAUCAUUAUUAUUUUAUUUAAAGAUUUAAGGUAAAAAGAAAACAUUUAGCACAUGGAAAAUCCAUAUGGCAUCCUGUAACUGUUUUCAACCGACCUUGUUUUUUUUUUAUAUCUCAGCAUUUAGUUCUUGAACAAGAAUGUAAUGGAUAUACAAUACUAAUAUUCUUUGUUUUUGCACAACACCUUUGUUCUUUGUCGAUUGCUUUAAAAGAAAAAGAAAAUAAAUCCUUAUUAAAUACUUUUAAGGAAUAAUACGUGUUAAAUAUUUUUGGAUGGGGUUGUUAUGCCUGGAAGGUAAACAGAGCGAGUCCGCCUAGUGGUUGCUUUGUGCACAUGCGUUGUUCUGUGUGCGAGGCUGGGCAGGUGCAUAUGUCCUGGUUGUUUCAGAAAUAAGAAAGAAGAGGGUCUGGGCGAGAGAUUCGAGAGGGAUUCUCAGCACUUAUAUUGCCUGUGGCUGAGGAGUUGUCGAAAUCAUAUUCAGUAUCAAUAUUGAAACAUAUUAUCCUAUGUAGCAAUUUUAUUGUAUGGCAGGAUUGACACUAAACACCCCAACAUAUUUGUAGCAUUUCAGAACUGUGUUUUAUGUGCGAUUAUAAUAGUAAAUGAUCAUUUUGCUAUGUUAAUUUCUUCCAACAUGUCUCAGAACUUUCGUUUUUAUCUUUCAAUCCUAAUUUUUCAUUUGAUUUUCUUUUCCAUAUUAUCAUGUGACAUAAAUAUGAUUCUAAACACCAUUUCAUGUUAACGAGAGUGGAUGGGUGUAGGUAGAAAGUCCUCCCAGGAAUCCCGCAGUUAGCAGAGUUGAUGACAUGUCAGAGGGCCUGGCAGGUUUUACUGAUGUACAUUUGUCAGCACUCGCGAAGAAACAAACUGACCCAGGAUCGAGCGUACAUAAUAUAAUUCUCGUCAGGCGAUGUGGAUGUGUUCACUGUAGCUCCUCGGCAACAUUUGAAAACCAGCUUGAACGAGAGGAGACAAAGAAACAAAGUGAUCAAAGGUUGUGAGGACAGCAAGAUCCAAAACACUUGUAGAGGACCAAAGUGCAUAUAAAACAUGAAGAUGAGACAACUCCUGCUUUGGAAAGCUGUGUGCUGCCUCGUGUUGCUGCCCCUGUGCGUGUGGGGUAAGAGAGUUGUCUUCAUGCCCUUUCCCUUCACCAGCAACACCAACUACCACACGAACGUAGCGCGAACCCUGGCCAGGCAAGGUCACGAGGUGUGGUUGACCAUGCCCGACUACCUCGUCAACAGGCGGUUGUUGGACACGACUAACUUGACUGUCAUCGACUACCAGACAUUGAUAAACCUUGAGGAGAUUAUGACGGCCGCUUUCGCCGGCCACUAUUUUAAAGGAUUGUCUGAUGACUGGAGUGUGUGGAUGUCUCAUUUCUUACAAUUUUGUGAUACUCUUCUUACGAAUGCUUCUUUCUUCCAGAACGUUAAAGAACUGCGUCCAGAUCUUUUCGUUUUCGACAAUGUACGACUCAUGAACAUGAUGACGAUAAUAUCAUAUAGACUUGGGGUGCCUUUUGCUUUUCUUGGAGCAUUUUACGACCCGAGCUACCAACGAAUCCCUUUACAACCUUGCAACAUACCAUUGUUAUUUUUUAGCUACAGCCAUCAUAUGAGUUUUCUUCAGCGAGUUUUAUCCACUGUAAUUCAUGUUUUUUCCUCUGUGGUGGACGUAUUUUCUUACAAGGACGCAGUCAGUCGCUAUGCACCAGAAAUGCCUUUCCUUACUAUAGACAUGCUUGUAGCAAGAGCUGAGAUCUGGUUGGUUACCGCGGACCACAUCCUAGACUACCCGAGACCAUCGAUGCCCAAUGUCAAACUAAUUGGAGGAACAGCUACAGGUCCUGGUAAGCCAUUGCCAACGCAGUUUAAAUCUUUUAUGGACGAUGCUAAAGAAGGAGUUGUUAUCGUAUCGCUUGAUAAUUAUGCCCUCAGUUUACCAGAAGCAAUUACACAAAAAAUCAUCAGUGUGCUACAGGAUUUACCUUUUAAAUCCAUUUUCCUUUCCAACAUUUCGUCACCGAACUCAAAGAAGAUCCUGACGUCGUCAUGGAUACCUCAGAAUGACCUGCUGGCUCACCACAACACUCGCGUGUUUGUCAGCCAUUGCGGUUAUGACGGUCAGUACGAGGCUCUGUUCCACGCCGUGCCAGUGGUUUGUACUCCACUCGUUGCUGACCAGUUCUACAACGCUGAGCGCAUGCGCGAAAAGGGCAUGGCAGAGACUGUGGACCUCAACACCGUCAGUACACACGAGCUGCACUCCACCAUUCUCAAAGUGGCCACCAACACGAGCUACAAGCAGGCCAUCACAAAAGCCUCGGAACUGUUUAAAAUCGAAUUCGGUGUUCCUGUGGAGAAAGCGGCCUACUGGCUUGAUCACGUGAUGAAAUAUGGCGGCAGUCACCUGCGUUCGUCAGGGCAUGAAGUUCCUUUCUUACAAUUUUCGUGCUGGGAUGUUUAUUCUUUUCUGUUAGCGUGUGUGUUGUUGAUACUGAUGAUAUCAGUAUGUUCGGUCUACGUUGCAUUCAUCUUUUGUCGCUCGAAAUCAAAGGCAAAAACAGAAUAGAAGGUAGUGAACAAGAUUAAAAAGAGCAAAGGUUCUCAACAGAUUUUCACGUUUUGUUAAACUUACAGAAUUGGGUUAGUAUAAAAUUUAGGCGAUGACCAACACGGCAAAAAGAGUUUGCUCUAAUUUUGCAAUUUGCCUUUGCAAUCAUAUUAGAGAUUUAUUUGAGCCCAAAUAAUGACCAAAUUUCUUUAAGAAAUAUGGGUUAUUUUAUUAUCGUGAAUGAAGUAUUAUUGAUAAUACUUCUUACAUUUUUUAUAUUUGUUUUUAGUUUUAUUAAUUCGUAAACAUCUAUAAAUACAUGUGAUUUCGGCAAAUAAUUUUGUUAAAGUUGUACAAAAUGUUCAGGAUUGUGUUUAUAUUCUUCGAUAUUUUUUGUUCACUUUUUAAAAACCAGUUAAAAUUUAAACAUGUUAUUAUAAAACUGAAGUGUUCGAGGAUUAUUAAAGGGAUCCUUGUGAAGAUACUCCAAACUAUGCAAUGGUCUCUCAUUUUAUACAGAAUCGAGUAGAUAUUUCUUGAUUGAUUUCCGUUUCCAAUGUGCUUGGAGUUGGUUUUGUCUUCGCCUUUUUAUCACAAUGGCCAUCAGAGAAAAAAUACAAACGAAACAUAAGAGCAACAACAACAGAAAACAAAAAACAAAUUGCAAACUACAAAAAUGUAAAGAAUUUUAUCCGAGCGAAAAACCUACUCAGUUGUUUUUUUUUUUUUUUGAAUUCUUGUUGGACAUCGGCUUACUACGUAUUUACUCACAUUUGCAAUUAAGUUUUUACCUAACGAUAGCAAAGUCAGUUGCACUCAGUAAUCGUUGAAGGCAUGGGGAAUGUUUUAUUAUAGUGACUAAAAUGUUCUUUCGUUUUUCUCUUUAAAACAAGUGUCGUUUUUAUGUCUGUUUUAACUUUGUUUUUUUCCAUUUGUAUUUAGCCUUUUAAUGUUUACAGGAUUACAACGAUGUGCUGUCAACAAAUUGUUUAAAACGCUUUUACAAAAUGUGCAGAUAUGUGUUUAUAUUCUCAUCUUUGACAAGACAAA
Pomacea canaliculata is the source of this 4430-nucleotide messenger RNA. RefSeq names its product 2-hydroxyacylsphingosine 1-beta-galactosyltransferase-like. The record is from RefSeq and is a predicted model, not a curated record. The transcript has 2 exons. NCBI's taxonomy places the organism in Eukaryota, Metazoa, Mollusca, Gastropoda, Architaenioglossa, Ampullariidae. Gene Ontology annotation, molecular function: UDP-glycosyltransferase activity. The coding region runs from base 1872 to 3398 and encodes 508 amino acids.